Penicillium salamii is the source of this 1989-nucleotide messenger RNA. Lineage: Eukaryota; Fungi; Ascomycota; Eurotiomycetes; Eurotiales; Aspergillaceae. The record is from the annotation of a GenBank genome assembly.
AUGGCAUGGACAGUCCCCUUGCAUGAGGGCUGCAUCGCUGGUAUGUCUGUUUUAGCGAACCUUGCAUCAGGCCUUCACAUGCUCUGCGGUGCAAUUGAACUUGACAAGGUCAACCACCCACGCUGCAGUGAGCUCAUACAUGGUUCCACUUGGCCUGCAUCUUCUUAUAAGGACACAACACCGUCUAGAUCCAGGUCUACAGACCUGCUCUUCAAACCAUUCACGAUGCCACUAGGAACUGGUACCCUCACAAGCGACAAAGGACGCGUCCUUGGUCAAUUCGAAGUCGAAGGCGCGCAGUACAUUUUUGUGGGAAAUUUGACUGGCUUUGGGCAGUCAUUCUCAAUUCCCAACGCCGAUGUUGCCUAUGAAUCCGCCGAACAGCUGCACAAACAAUCCGAAGAAUUCGAACAACUGCCUGUGGAGAAAGAUCAGAUUCAGCUCAGGCUCAAAAACGGGGUUGCUAUCACCGGCGGCUUUGAUAUGCCCUUCAGUGACGGUGAAGUGAAGAAAGGGACCAACGUUGGAGGAGGGGCGUAUAUUUUGUACCUUUGCAUCUUUGCAUCUUUGCAUCUUUGCAUCUACAUCUAUUCCAUCAUGUCUUACUAUAAUCGUGAGUAUCUUCGGUGGGAGAAAAGACCAUCGCUAACCCAUGUAGAACCUCCCGGAGGAUAUGCACAGCAAGGACCUCCAGGUGGCCCGCCCCAGGGCUAUCAACAGCCUCACCAGCCCUACGGUGCGCCGCAAGGCCACUACCCUCCCCAAGGCCCUCCUCAAGGUCAAUAUCCUCCCCAGGGUCACUACCCGCCUCAGCAAGGGGGUUAUCCUCAGGGCCAUUACGGUGCUCCUCCACAACAAGGCCACUACGGCGCCCCCUCUCCGCAACCCCCCGCCGGAUACCACGCGCCAUCCCCACAACCUCCAUAUGGCCAUGCUCCUCCGAACCAACCCCCUCCCGGCGCUCACGGAUAUCCGCCCCAGGGCCAGGCACCAGGAGGAUAUGGACCACCCGGUGGUUACCCUCCCCAGCCUCAGGUGAUUCCCUCAAGACCUUCGCUCGGCUAUAUCCCAGGCACGCUAGCACCCGGCGACUUCCGCCCCCAAGCGGAUGCGCUGCGCAAAGCGAUGAAGGGCUUUGGUACAGAUGAGAAGGCUCUGAUCGCGGUUCUGGCACCCCUUGACCCACUGCAGGUUGCCGCCGUGCGCGACACCUUCUCAAAACACCUGGGUCGUGAUCUGGUCAAAGACGUCAAGUCCGAGACCAGUGGAUAUUUCGAACAAGGUCUCAUUGCCGUGAUUAACGGACCACUUCUGCACGAUGUCGAGAGCGUACAUUCUGCGAUCGACGGCGCAGGAACAAAGGAAUGGCUCCUAAACGAUAUCCUCUUGGGUCGGUCCAACGCCGAUCUUAACGCCAUCAGAACUGCCUACGAAAUUAGAUACGGGCGCUCACUCUCAAGAGACGUCGAGUCCGAUCUCUCUUUCGGAACUUCCGAUCUCUUCGCCACUGCCCUCCGGGCAGCGCGUCAUGAGGAAUCCGCGCCCGUCAACCCCCAGACCAUCGAAGCGGAUGUCCGUUGUCUCCAGGGCCCCAAGAAUGUAAAGGAAGUGUGCGCGAUCUUUGCUCGGUCCUCAGAUGCCGAAAUCCGUGCUAUCAAUCAGACUUUCCAGUCCCGCUACAACACUUCUCUAGAAAAGCACAUUGAGAAGGAAUUCUCGGGCCACAUGGAAGAUGCACUGCUUCACAUGCUUCGCACUGCUACGGAUCCUGCAAUGCGGGAUGCAAUGCUGUUGGAGGACUGCAUGAGUGGUAUGGGCACCAAGGACGAGCGCCUGGUAGUUCGCGCUGUUCGCACUCACUGGGACCGCAGCCAUAAGGAAACUGUCAAGCGCGCUUACUACCACAAGUUCGGGAAGCCUUUGGUAGAACGGGUGCGUGGAGAAACGUCUGGUGAUUACGGGCGGUUGAUGGUUGCUCUUCUUGAGUAA